Molecule: messenger RNA, 2461 nt
Organism: Magallana angulata
Lineage: Eukaryota; Metazoa; Mollusca; Bivalvia; Ostreida; Ostreidae
Exons: 5
Coding region: 97-2334 (745 amino acids)
Biological process (GO): iron ion transport
Cellular component (GO): plasma membrane
Molecular function (GO): oxidoreductase activity; copper ion binding
Source: RefSeq, a predicted model, not a curated record
GGACUAUCAGCGUAUCCCCAGGGUGGGUCACUCAUAACACUUACCUGUGUGCUCGACCCUAGAUCAUCACUUAAUCUACAGGAUCGUCAAGGCAAGAUGAUCUUGGGAAACGGUAAGGCGUUGUUCGUAUACCUUUUCACCCUUGUAUGUUUGGCGAAGAAAAGUGUGGCCUUCCUCUGCAAUAAGCAUGCUUUGGUCUGUGAAACAUCUCUAGAAAUUACCAGUCAGUUGACGAUGUUUCAUGAAACAGAAAAAGCUGUUUUCCCAGAGAAAGGAAAUUUAUAUCGUUAUGAUGUUACAAACACAACUACUGCCACACCAAUAAAUAUUGAGGAGGUUAUUACAGCAGAUGGAUGGGAAAAACAAAGAGUUGUAGUUGUAGCAAAUGGAACUCUUCCGGGUCCAACCAUCACUGCAUAUGAAGAUCAAAUGCUAGUGAUACACGUCAUAAACAGACUAUAUUCCGAUACUGUAUCGAUGCACUGGCAUGGACUACCUCAAAAAGAAACACCGUACAUGGAUGGGGUAAGUUUUGUGACCCAAUGCCCGAUAAACCCGGGACAGACGUUUACGUACAAAUUCAGAGCCAGUCCAAAGGGAACUUAUUGGUAUCAUUCUCACGCUGGGGCACAGAGGGCAAAGGGUCUGUAUGGUUCCCUUAUUAUCAGAGAACGCAAUCACCCUCCCAUUGUUCGGGGUGUGUCAGAAGACUUCAUCAUGCAAGUUCAGGACUGGAAUCAUGACUAUGACGUGGACCAGGCGUUUCUGUAUUCCGAUGCUGGGGUCUUCUUGAAUAGACAAGAAAUCAAACCUUCCAUUGCAUUAGAUGGGUCCAAAUUCAGCCUCUGGUACGCUCAAUCCGCUUUAAUAAACGGAAAGGGGAGAUACUACUACGACCCAAACUCUGGAGCACAUAACGAGGCACCGCUGGAGAUUUUUGAGGUUGAGCAAAACAGAACUUAUAGAUUUCGAUUGAUAAAUGCUGCUGCGAUGUAUCCAUACAGAAUAUCCAUCGACAACCAUCCACUGACGGUUGUUGCUAGCGAUGGAUUUUAUAUAAAACCUUUAGAGGUAGAGUCAGUCAUAGUACAUCCUGGAGAGCGGUUCGACUUUCUCAUUCACGCUAACGAAAGCAUUACAAACUAUAUGAUUAGAGGGCACACGUUAGAACGUAACAGACGGACUAUUGCAGAAGCAGUGUUGCAUUACAAAGGAGCAGAGGAAAAGUUUGUAAGGAUAGAUUCUAACAGACAAAAAUGUCUUCAAACAAACAAAUGUUUGGUAUUGAAUUGUCCAUUUAGAUUCUAUCCAAAUGAAGAGAAUAUUGAAUGUAUUACGAUGGGAGAGGUCAGAAGCGAUGUAUCAAAUAAUUUUCCAAAUGCUUCAUUAAGUCACCUUCGGGAAUACUUUCUUAAUUUUGCAUUCCCAGGACCAGAAUAUACCCCUGACUCAAUAAACGGAGUGGAGUUCACUUUCCCCACUGUCUCAGCAAUAUCUCAACCAACAGACAUAUCAAACCAGUGUCAUUACAAAGGUUGCGGGGAACAAAAGGUUUGCUCGUGUACACACAGCAUUAAUUUGAAUUACAAUGACGUAAUUCAUUUUGUGCUUUUAAAUAUGGGAAAAGGAAAGGGUUGGUCCCAUCCAAUUCAUUUGCACGGGCAUUCCUUUGAAGUUCUGAAAAUGGGCUACGGGAACUACAACUCAACAUCGGGUGAGUUUAUUUCACAAAAUGCAGACAUUGACUGCCGAGGUGGCACCACACAAGAAAAAAGCUUUUGCAACAGUGCAUCAUGGAAAGAUCCAACAUGGAAACAUGGGAACGUACCAGGUCUUAACGUUGUGGAUCCACCUAAGAAGGACACAGUAAUCGUUCCUAGCGGUGGUUAUGUGGUGGUUAGAAUCACGGCCGAUAACCCUGGGUUGUGGCUCCUUCACUGCCAUAUCCAGCUUCAUUCGGCUGACGGAAUGUCCGUUCUUCUAAAUGAAUCUUUCUCCAGACUACCUCCCGUACCAGAAGGUUUUCCAAAAUGUGGAAAUUUUGAAAACAAUGGGACUCAUUCGAAGAGAACAGAAAAAGAACAAUAUGACAAAGACUUUAUAAAGGAAACAAUAAGAAAAGAGAAAAAUGACUGUCUUGAUUCUAUACACUACUGCUCAGAAAUUAAAGAUGUCUGUGUCAACGCCCACCUUAAUGAUGUUCGAAACACGGGAUGUAGAAAGUUUUGUGGUCUCUGUUCAGGUUCCGAACCCGUUGCUCUGCAAACUUACAAAAGUGUUAUUCGCACUGAUCCGUACCUGGUUCCUUGGCUUCAGAACGGCAUUUGGAACUGAGAAUCUGAUAUACGCCAUACAUUUUGUCACUCUGUAUUAUGCGUUGACAAUUGAUUAUAUAUGAUGAAACCUUUACUUUAAAGCAAAUAAAUUUGUAUUAUAUGCCUCAGUCUUUUUAAAAUCAAAA